AUGCAGUUGUCUGCCGCGCCGGACCGCGCUGAGGCUGUCGCCGCUGCUUCUGUUUGCGGGGACGCGCGCUUUCAGCUGAAACCAGGCAGGCCGGGGGUGGUGCUUAAACUCUGCGGGAGCGAUCCGCGCCGUGCCCGCCUGGCUGGCGGCGGCGGCGGUGGUGGCGGCGGUGGCGGCAAGAGACCGCGCGAUUGCCGUCAGCCCGGCGGUGCGGGGGAUGACACGUCAAGGGGUGCGGCUGCAUCUGUUCUUCGCGGCCUCCGUGGCGCCGCUGCGGGACCGGUGCAGGGUGUGGAGCUGCGGCACGCAGAACUCACCGCGAUUCACGUGGCACCGGAGUUCAAGGACGCAGGUGGGCAGUUGGGCGAGGCAAAUGAGGGCGCCAUCACCCUUUCAAACGUCGUUUCUUUGAAAAUUUUCGCCGGCCUGCACACGCUGGACCUGGAGUGCAAUCGCCUCGGCGACGACGGCAUUACACGACUUUGCUUGUGGUGCCUGCCGCAACUGCGUUUUCUGAGGUGCUUAUUUCUGGCCAGCAACGAGUUUGGUGUGCCAGGCCUGAGGGCUAUUGUCAACUACGUGGAAGGGAAGCUAGCUGCAGUGCAUGCAGCCACGCCGUCCACGCCUUCCAAUGCUAGUCCUGCAGGAAGGCCGCAGCCAAUUGAGGCUGUUGGCCUCACAAACAAUCUGUUGUACUCCAACAAGCCCGAGGACGAGGGCGCCACGGUCUUACUGGCCCGUCUACUUCAGGCCUGUGGAAAGUCGCUGCGACGGCUGCAUUUGAAUCAUGUUGGAAUGCCGACGUCAGCCGCGGCGACGAUGAUGCAGCUGUGCUUUGCAGGUGAUACGGAGCGGGCAGAGGGCUUUCCCUACCCGCAGCUGGUGAUAUACCUUAAGCAGAAUGACAUUUGCAAGGAACUACUUCAUUCGAUGCUGCGAACCCUGGGCGUGAGUGCAGCUGCGGGCAGGUUUGUCGUGUAA
Trypanosoma conorhini is the source of this 981-nucleotide messenger RNA. RefSeq lists its product as uncharacterized. Gene Ontology annotation, molecular function: protein binding. The record is from RefSeq and is a predicted model, not a curated record. The transcript has a single exon. Lineage: Eukaryota; Euglenozoa; Kinetoplastea; Trypanosomatida; Trypanosomatidae. The coding region runs from base 1 to 981 and encodes 326 amino acids.